Molecule: messenger RNA, 2475 nt
Organism: Armigeres subalbatus
Lineage: Eukaryota; Metazoa; Arthropoda; Insecta; Diptera; Culicidae
Gene: Mccc1
Product: methylcrotonoyl-CoA carboxylase subunit alpha, mitochondrial
Exons: 3
Coding region: 181-2274 (697 amino acids)
Cellular component (GO): mitochondrion
Molecular function (GO): ATP binding; methylcrotonoyl-CoA carboxylase activity; metal ion binding
Source: RefSeq, a predicted model, not a curated record
AGCUCUGGUUCUGCUUGCGGCGCAUAACAACGAAGCAACUUUAUUCUUUAUUCCGAGCCUUGCGAGCAGGAAGCAGUUUCUAUAUUAUUUGGAACGGGACAGUGUGGUGAUUGACAAGUUCUCUGUUUCUAAAUUGCCCAACAUUCCAUCCCGCAUUUUGUAUUCUAAAUAAAUUCAAAAAUGUUAUUUAAAAUAAGAAACGCUUUAGCUGGGUGUAGGUUCCUAUCUACCGGUGCUCGGCAUGACUCGAAGAAUGUGCCCACGCGUCAGAUCAACAAGCUACUAAUUGCCAAUCGUGGCGAGAUUGCGUGCCGCGUGAUGCGUACUGCAAGUCGGCUUGGCAUCCAAACGGUGGCGGUUUUCUCCGAUGCUGACGAGAGAUCCCUGCAUACCAAAAUGGCCAAUGAGGCAUACAAUAUUGGGCCGCCAGCGUCGCAACAAUCCUAUCUGCGUGGGGAGAAAAUUCUAGAAGUAGCCAAGAAGACCGGUUGCCAGGCCAUUCAUCCUGGAUAUGGGUUCCUGUCGGAAAAUGUCGAGUUUGCUGAACUGUGCCAGCAGGAGGGAGUGAUCUUCAUUGGUCCACCAGCUAGUGCCAUCCGAGAUAUGGGCAUCAAGAGCACAUCGAAGCAUAUCAUGAGCGAGGCGGGUGUUCCAAUUAUUAAUGGAUAUCACGGAGAGGAUCAGUCGGACGAGCGGUUGUUGCAAGAAGCGAAAAUAAUUGGAUUCCCGCUGAUGAUCAAGGCAGUACGCGGCGGCGGCGGAAAGGGCAUGAGAAUUGCUGAAACUGAAGAGGACUUUUUCCCAGCGCUGCAAUCAGCGAGGACCGAAUCAGAUAAAGCUUUUGGAGAUAGCUCUAUGUUGUUGGAAAGGUACGUGCGGUCGCCACGCCAUGUGGAAGUGCAGGUUUUUGCCGACCACCACGGAAAUGCAGUUUACCUUUAUGAGCGAGAUUGUUCAGUUCAGAGACGUCAUCAGAAAAUCAUUGAAGAGGCUCCUGCUCCGGGAUUAUCGGAAGAGCUGCGAGUUCAGCUUGGCGAGGCAGCAGUUCGUGCAGCCAAGGCCGUAAAUUAUGUCGGUGCUGGGACGGUGGAGUUUAUUCUGGACAAGGAAGAUCUGUCUUUCCAUUUUAUGGAGAUGAACACCCGCCUGCAGGUCGAGCAUCCAAUCACCGAAAUGAUUACCGGAACCGAUCUGGUUGAGUGGCAGAUCAAAGUUGCCUCCGGAGAGCCAAUUCCGUUGACGCAGACGCAAAUCCGUAAGACAGGUCAUGCAUUUGAAGCUAGAAUCUACGCAGAAGAUCCAGCAGGAGGUUUUUUGCCCGGGGCUGGCCCUUUAAACUAUCUGUCGACGCCGGUGCCUUCUAGCACUACCAGAGUGGAAACCGGUGUCCGCCAGGGAGAUGAAGUGUCGAUUCAUUAUGAUCCGAUGAUUGCAAAAUUGGUCGUGUGGGGAGAGAAUCGACCGAGUGCUCUUCAGUUGUUAGUUGAGCAGUUGCGCAACUACCAAAUCGCUGGACUGCAGACGAAUAUCAAUUUCCUGAUCGAUCUUGCCAGGCAUGGUCACUUCCAAUUGGCCGAUGUGCACACUGGGUUCAUCGAUCAGCACAUGUCGACUUUGUUCCCGGUGAAGACCGUCACGAACGAGAAGCUGGCACAAAUGGCUUUGGCUUACGUUUUGAACGAGAAUGCCAGCACCCGCAAGUCGUUGAAUCGGUUGAAUCCGUUUGACCUGGAACUGAACUUCCGUCCGAAUUAUACUCCGACUAGAAAGUUCAGUCUGAAAGUUGGCGAAAAGGAGCACCAGGUUGAAGUAAAAUCAAAGGGAGGUGAUUUUGAAAUUCGCAUCGAUGGAGGCGCAUGGCUGAAUGUGAAGGCAACCAGAAAGGCACACGAAAAUCGCUUCCUGCUGCAGACCAACAUCAAUGGACAUGUUUCGUGUUUUAAUACAGUAAUUGAAAACGGGUCAAUCGCAUUGUACGAUGAUAGUGGCCUUACUUCUGCUGAGUUGGUUCAACCUAAGUUCGUGACUGCCGAUAGUGCCAUAGAGGGAGCAAAUGUCGGUUCCGUCAUUGCGCCAAUGCCGGGAGUAUUGGACAAGGUGUUCGUUAAGCCAGGUGACUCUGUUAAAGCAGGUACGCCACUCGCCGUUCUCAUUGCCAUGAAAAUGGAGCACGUUCUGAAGGCUGCCAAGGAAGGAGUCGUCAAGGCGGUUCCCAAUGCCGAGGGUUCAAACGUUCAAAAAGGUGCUGUUUUGAUUGCAUUCGAAACAAGCUAGAUGGUGGACGUCAAGAAAUUCGGAAGACCAGUUGUGCAUUUACUACAAGCAAAUACUGACCAAUUGUGCAUUUAUUAGAAAUAAAUUGUGACUUUCUUUUGUAGGACAAGAGUUGGGUAGAAUUAGGAAUCAUAUUAAACGCCAAGCGUUGUAAAAUGUUAUGAAUUUUAAUAAAAAAAAUUUAUAGUGCCUUGAAAAGAA